AUGCCGAUACGAGGGGGGAGCCGGGGAAGGCGAGGUCGCCGGGUGAUGGACGAGGAACAACCACUCCCCGAGGAAGUGGAGAUGGAGGAGAAUUUGAGAAAAGAGUUAGAAAACAAAUUCAAGCCCAUGUUUGAACAGCAUGGACGCGAAGGGCUGCCCCUAAACAACCUACGGGAUGAGCUCAUAGAUGAGGGAAUCACAGAGAAUAUUCCUGACGAAAGAGUUCAGGAACUCCUGUUGAGGGCAGAUGCUGAUGGCGACGCCCACAUAACUUACAAGGAGUUCAUGGCAAUGAUGACCCGUGACUUGACCAAAGCUGAGCGAUCUGCCUUCAGAAGUGUUCUAAGGGAUGCCAUCGCAGACAUCUUGCCUAAACAUAUGCGAGAGGACUUCAUAGCAAACUACACCUGUUGUCCCCCUCCCCUCUUCAUGAUUAUCAUCAGUAUAGUCGAGAUUGUAGUAUUCGUUGUGUAUGCGAUGGAACUAAAAGACACGAAAACACCAGUCACUGCUACCUCAGGUGUUCCUACCUACAGCCCACUGAUCUACUUACCAAAGCGCAGAUAUGAAGCUUGGAGAUUCCUCACAUACAUGUUCAUACACCAAGGGUAUCUUCAUAUCAUCUCUAAUCUCAUUUUUCAACUUUUACUUGGUCUGCCUUUGGAAAUGGUCAACAAGUUCUGGAGAAUUCUCGCCAUUUAUGUUUUGGGUGUCAUAGCUGGAUCUCUGGCCCACUCAGUGACAGAUCAUGAUGUUGCUUUGGCUGGUGCUAGUGGAGGCUGUUAUGCUUUGAUAGGUGCCCACAUAGCUUCUGUAAUAGUGAACUGGAAGGAAAUGAAUUACAAGUGUUUUGAGGGGAAUAUUUGCCGGUUCCUUCUGAGUGCCCCUGUGAGAUUGACGUUGCUGCUCACAUUCUCCAUCCUAGACACAGGCAAUGCAGUGUACAGGAGAUUCUUUGAUAGCAGUGCUACUACAAAGAUUGGGAUUUCUGCACAUAUUGGUGGAUUGUUGGCAGGUCUUCUUCUUGGAAUCCCAAUUCUGAAGAACAUCAAAGAACUGCCAUGGGAGAAGACCCUGGGCUGGGUGACUUUAGCAGUAUAUCUUGUGUUUGUGUCCUUUGCCAUGUUUUUCAAUGGUUUAUACCCAGGCUACCCCGAGACAGACUGGUCCUCUCUGUAG
Messenger RNA from Ylistrum balloti, 1179 nucleotides. Its product is annotated as rhomboid-related protein 2-like. Gene Ontology annotation, cellular component: membrane. The record is from RefSeq and is a predicted model, not a curated record. Bases 1 to 1179 code for a protein of 392 amino acids. NCBI's taxonomy places the organism in Eukaryota, Metazoa, Mollusca, Bivalvia, Pectinida, Pectinidae. Gene Ontology annotation, molecular function: calcium ion binding; serine-type endopeptidase activity. The transcript is spliced from 10 exons.